Molecule: messenger RNA, 4386 nt
Organism: Nasonia vitripennis (jewel wasp)
Lineage: Eukaryota; Metazoa; Arthropoda; Insecta; Hymenoptera; Pteromalidae
Gene: VGlut
Product: vesicular glutamate transporter 1
Exons: 7
Coding region: 207-2171 (654 amino acids)
Biological process (GO): regulation of synapse structure or activity; neurotransmitter loading into synaptic vesicle; monoatomic anion transport
Cellular component (GO): excitatory synapse; synaptic vesicle membrane
Molecular function (GO): L-glutamate transmembrane transporter activity; neurotransmitter transmembrane transporter activity
Source: RefSeq, a predicted model, not a curated record
CCACCCGCGAGCGAGGAAGGACACAUUGUAGAGAGACGAGCCGCGGCGCGUCGAGGAGAAGCCCCCGCGCGCUUUUCCCCCAAAACCCGCUGCGCACCCAGCCAGCGACUGAUCUGGACUUAAUUAUUGGGGCUGCGUAACAACAACAACAACAAGGAGGAGGACGCAAUCAUCAGGAGAACAGGAGCAACCCCAAUAAUUGGAAAAUGUCCGGAUUCGCAACGGCGGGUCUCGCGGCCUUCGAUUCCCUGAAGAGCAAAGCCUCUCAGAAACUUUCCGGCAUAAGAAGACCGACCAGCAAUGCGGGCUACGAGGAGUUCGAGAUGCCGAGCGAGCACAUGAAGGAGAACCAGGCGUUCGAGGGCGAGAGGGGCGGUCUGAGCAGGCAGGGCACCCUGGACUCGCUGCCGGAGCCGGAGCGACCGCCCUUGCGACACAUCGACACCUACUGCAUGCCCGAGUGCCCCUGCCUGUCCAAGAGGUACACCAUCGCCCUGCUGGCCUGCAUCGGCUUCAUAAUCUCCUUCGGCAUGAGGUGCAACAUGGGCAUGGCCAAGCUCAAGAUGAGCAACGACUCGGAGAACGUGUUCAACUGGACGAUCGCGACGCAGAGCGCGGUCGACUCGUCGUUCUUCUGGGGCUACCUGGUGACGCAGGUGCCCGGGGGCUUUCUCGCCUCGCUCUACCCGGCCAACAGGAUAUUCGGCCUCGCCAUCGUCGUUUCCUCCUUUCUCAAUCUCCUCGUGCCUGGGGCCAUCAGCGCCAGUCCCAUCGUCGACAUGGUGGUCCAAGUCUGCAAGGGAUUAGUCGAAGGUGUCACGUAUCCGGCGUGUCACGGCAUAUGGAAAUACUGGGCGCCGCCCCUCGAAAGAUCGCGACUCGCGACCCUCGCCUUCUGCGGCUCCUACGCCGCCGUCGUCAUCGGAAUGCCGCUGUCCGGUGUGCUGAGUAACUGGCUCGGCUGGACCGCCUCGUUCUACUUUUACGGUGUCUUCGGGAUGAUCUGGUACUGCUUCUGGCUGUGGUUGUCGUUCGAGAAGCCCUCGAAGCAUCCGUGCAUCUCGGCGAAGGAGCUGCGCUACAUAGAGGACUCGCUGGGCCAGGCGCAGGCGAACCAAGCGAUGCCGACCUUCUCGACGACGCCCUGGCGGAAGUUCCUCACCUCGAUGCCCGUCUACGCCAUCAUAGUGGCGAACUUCUGCAGGUCCUGGAACUUCUACCUGCUGGUGCUCUUUCAAGCUCGCUUCAUGCACGAGGCCUUCGGCAUGCCCGUGGUCGAGACGGGCAUACUGGGCUCGCUGCCCCACCUGCUGAUGACGCUGAUAGUGCCGUGCGGUGGUCUGCUGGCGGAUCACCUGCGCAAGCGCGGCAUCAUGUCGACGACCAACGUGCGCAAGCUCUUCAACUGCGGCGGCUUCGGCAUGGAGGCCCUCUUCUUCCUGGUCGUGGCCAAGUGCACGACCAGCCGCAACGGGGCCGGGGCGACGAUGGCCCUGACCGUCGGGGUGGCCUGCAGCGGCUUCGCCAUCUCGGGCUUCAACGUCAACCACCUCGACAUCGCGCCGCGCUACGCGAGUAUCCUCAUGGGCAUGUCCAACGGCAUCGGCACCAUCGCCGGCCUCCUCGUGCCGAUCUUCGUCGACAACAUCACCAGACACAAGGACCCCCACAGCUGGCGCAAUGUCUUCAUCAUGGCGGCCUGCGUGCACUUCGUCGGAGUCACCUUCUACGCGAUAUUCUGCAGCGGCGAGCUGCAGCCCUGGGCCGACCCGGUCGACGAGAAGACCAGCUGGAACCCGCUGGACGAGCUCAGCCAGACCAAGCCUCCGGUGCCCCCGCCGCCGCAGGUCACGCAGACCCAGUUCAUCAAACAACCGUCGCUGGGCGAGGAUCCAGCCCAGAGCUACAACUACGCCCAGCAGGCGCCGUACCAGGAGCCGCCGCAGUACCAGCCGCCGGUGAACGAGUACCAGCAGCAGCAGGAGCCGAUAGGCGCGGGCCAGGCCCCCAGUUACGGAGCGACCGAGAGCACCGCCGGAAACCCCUUCGUCUCGACGAAUCCGUUCGCCAGCGGAGCCAUAAACGCCAGCUACGUCCAGCCAGCAGCGAGAGACGACUACGCGCACGACGUCAUGCAGGACCAGCAGCAGCAGCAGCAGCAGUGGCAGUGAAGGGGACCCACGUAAGAUUGGUAAUCUGGACCAAGCUCUUUUCCUUUCAAUCUUGCUCUCUUGCUUUGGAAUUUUUCGAUCAGAUUUUGUGUUUCGUGAUGGGAGGAUUCGUUUAAGAUAUAUGAAUAUGUAGUUAGUAAUAACAUUAACACAGUAAUAAUGAGGUACAAGAUCUUUUAACAUAUCGAUGGGUGCUGGAACAGUAUAUAGAAACACUCGUAGCAAUUUAAUCCUCCUCUGACGAAUCUGUCAAUUUCAACGACGAUGUAUGAAACUUGGUCGCAAACUUUGUCCAGAUUACUAAAUUUCACGAAUUAUAGUUGAUCCGACUGAAUUCGCUUGGGAAGUGUAGGUACUUAAACACGACGGCACAGGGACGAAAGAGAAGAAUAGCGGGGAAUCAAAUUUAAAAUAAAUAACGAGGAAUAUAUUACUCUGACAUAAUACCUAAGAGGGCAGGUGACAGGGCUGCUUGAAAAUUGAAAUUGAAAGUAUAAAGUCACGUACUGGCGUGUGACGCAGUGCGAUUUUGCAAAAUUUACUAUGACGUGCGCUUAGACGAUUCGACGAGUAUUUUUUUCUAUGCGAAACGCAAUUUUUGAAAAUGGCCAUAUUAAAUACUAAGUCGAUGUACUGAUACUACUCAAGAUUGAAAGUAACAAACGAAAUGAAAGUAUAGAUUUAUAAGUUUAAGCAAGACGAGGGUGGGUACUAUUAUACGAUUUAUACACUGAUAUAUACUUUAUUUUCCGUCUGACAGAUUUUUCAUAUACUUUUAAAAACGAGACAAUACAUUCUGCCCAAGUGCUCCACAUAGAGCCUGAUCAAAGUACUUAUAUUUUAUAAAAAGAAAUUACAAAAGUCGUAUAAGACAUGCGAAAAUUGCACUUUUUAAACGUUGCACGAUACGAUAUAAGAAAUUAUGCAAAGACAAUAAUUCACAAAUCGAUGCCAUAUGAACAAUUUCUUUUUUUAAACCGCACACUAACAAAAAUACGUUCGGCCGACAAUAAACGACUAUAACAACCGAACAGCACGUAAAGUUUGACGCACUGCACGGAAUGCACCUUGACCCGAAACGUUAUAGGAGGACAAUAUUUAGCCUUCUGCAACGCGCGGGUUGAUAAUAAUUGCACUCGUGAAAAAUUCGCACCGUCGAGGAUUAUUUAACUCGUUUUUGCACUGAAUAACCGACAAAGAUGCUGCAAAAGCCUUAAAAAAUAAAAAAAAAUAAACGAGCGGACAAUAAACCGAAGGACGAGGUGGAUCGAUUCGGCGGUGGACCAAGAGCCACAUCGGGAGAGCAGCGCCGUUGGCUGCGACUUUUAGGUAUAUUCCUCGACUCGCUCGUGCGCGCGCGAACUGAAAAUCGAUUGGAAAAUACAAAACCCAGCAAUAAGGCGGACGAUGUCGUUAUCGAGCGGAGAAAAAUCGCGCGAGCUACACGUACGACGAAGAAGUGGGGGAUAAAAUGAAAAAACUCGAGACGAAUGAAGAGGAAACGUGUGAAAGCUCAUGGGUACCUUAUGGGAUAUCGCAACAGUGGAUCACGAGAGUCAUAUUUCACGUUUUAGCGGAAGUUUGAGGAAAGAUUGUAAUAGAUAUAUUAUUAUAUAAAAUACAUAUGAAACACGUAUGUACACACGCACACACUAUCAUACAAGAUGGAAUAUUGAUGUUAUAUUGAAGGAUCCCUUUCGAGAAACUUGAGCGAAAAUGUUUUCACAAACGCGAGCAUCCUCGGGUCCGAUGUAGGAGAUAUUAGACAUUCGAGGAAAAUGAAAAGUAGCGAAAGUUGUGUGGGCGCCGCGAACAAUAAAUGAAAGUAUAUGUAGGAAAGUAGAUUUUUCGUUAAAACACAUUUUUGGCAACGUUUUCUCGACGGGGAUUUGUUGAGUCUCGAGAGAAUUUAAGCUAAGUUAUUAAAGUAAAAUGUUUAAGAAAAAAGAGCAUACAAAACACAUGAAAGUAUCAAAGAAAGUAUAUUACGAUCGCGCGACGUCACUAUUCAUAUGUAUCGAGUCGACACGAUACAACUAUAUACCUAUACUAAAUAUUAUAUUCGCGAAGGAUAUAGGGAAACGACGAGAAGGGAAGCAAAAUCAUCCUCAUGAAAGUACAUGAGCAUAAUAUGUGAAAGAUAUAUUAGAGAAACAAAUUGUAGCGGAACAUUUCGAACGGCCCCGCGUAGUUUCCGUUGUUCGAGUAUAUAGGU